This is a messenger RNA of Anopheles bellator, 786 nucleotides long. Its product is annotated as serine protease SP24D-like. Gene Ontology annotation, molecular function: serine-type endopeptidase activity. The coding region runs from base 1 to 786 and encodes 261 amino acids. The transcript is spliced from 3 exons. Gene Ontology annotation, biological process: proteolysis. Lineage: Eukaryota; Metazoa; Arthropoda; Insecta; Diptera; Culicidae. The record is from RefSeq and is a predicted model, not a curated record.
AUGAAACACUUCCUCGCUGUGUGCUGGGCGGCCCUGAUGGUCAGCCUCGGUGAUGCCAGUCCGCUGGACACCCGUGUCGUGGACGGGGAGACAGCCGGGAGGGCACAGUUCCCGUACCAGGUGACACUAACCCUCAAGCGUCACCCGCUCUGUGGUGGUGUCCUGGUCCACGAGCGCUUCUUCCUGACGGCUGCCCACUGCUUCUUCAAGGGCGACACCCCUGUUCCCGUGGACGACCUGAACGUGUUCUACGGCUCCGAGAAGCUGUUCUCGAAAGGGAAGUACAAUCGCGUCAAGACCGUCCACGUCCAUGACCAGUACGACCAGCAGAGCUUCCGGUACGACCUGGCUCUGGUCGAGACGCGCCGUAGCUUCGAGUUCUCGUUCACCGCCCAACCGGUAGCGCUGGCCACGGAACCGCUGGCCGAACCGAGCUCCGUGACGGUGUCCGGUUUCGGACGUACGGCCGAAGCUGGCAACACGGCCUUCAAGCUAAAGUACGCCCAGCUGACGACGCUCCCGGCCGACCAGUGCCAGGAUGCGACCGGUGAAGGGUUCUACGAGGGAGCUCUCUGCCUGGACACCACCAACGGUGGUGGGUUCUGUGCGGGUGACUACGGUGGACCGGCCGUCUUCAACGAGACACUGGUCGGUGUUGGCAGCUACACCGUUGGAGGGCGCUGUGAAGCCGGCACACCGGACGUGUUCGUCGAGGUGGCCCACUUCAGCGAUUGGGUCCAGGCAACGCUGGACGGAGACAGCGAGACAGAUUCGCGUCACUUGUAA